AUGCCGCCCCGUCGCAAGCCCACCAAGCCCGCGCCCUCGUCGGCUGCUCCCCCUCCGCCUCCGCCAGCAACCUACGAGACUGGCGUACAGGACAAGUCGCACAACCGAUACCUCGACCAGCAGAAUGCCCAGAGGUUCAGGGACGUCCUCACGAGGUACGAGGCCAAGGAGUACCAGAAGGGUCUCGACGAGGUGCAGCUCAUCCUCGACCAGUAUCCCGAGCAUGGAGAAUCCCUCUGCAUGAAAGGCAUGUUUCUCUGCUGCCUCGACCGCAAGGACGAGGGCUACGAGCUCGUCAAGCGCGGCGUCAAGAACGACAUGGGCUCGCACAUCGUCUGGCACGUCUAUGCGCUGUGUCUCCGCGCGGACAAGAACUUUGAGGAGGCGCUCAAGUGCUACAAGAAGGCGUGCGAGAUCGAGAAGGACUCGCUUAACCUCCUGAACGACUUGUCGACCCUGACCGUUCACCUGCGACACUACACGGACUACGUCGGCGUCCGCCUGCAAAUCCUCCGCUCGCAGCCCCGCCUUCGGCGCAACUGGAUCGCCCUCGCCGUCGCCCAAUACCUCGCCGCGCAAUACCCCGCCGCAUGCCAAACCCUCGCCUACUACGAGUCGAUGCUGCGCGAGGUCCCCGAGGGAGAUGUCGAGUUUGGAGAGGUCUUGUUGUUCCAUGCGAAGGUGCUCGAGGAAGCGGGGGAGUAUGAGCGCUGCAUCGAGUUCUUGAGCGAGAAGAGUGGGCAGAUCGUGGACAGGACGGCGUACUCGGUUCAGCGUGCCCGCCUCCUCCUCAAGCUUGGGCGUACCGAGUCCGCUCUCUGGGCAUGGGAGGUUCUCCUCGAGGAGAAUCCCGAGUCGACCGAGUACAUCAAGGCGACUGUUCAGGCGCAGGGAGGAGACUGCGACGCAGCCGACUCUGCGACGCGCGAACACGCCGUCACCCUCCUCGACGCGCUCUCCACCAAAUACCCCCGCUCCCUCUCCAUCCCACGCCUAGCCCUCUCCCUCUGCCCCUCCUCCCAUUCCUCCUUCCGCACCCGUGUCUCCAAGUACCUCCUCACCGCGCUCUCGAAGGGCGUCCCGAGUCUGUUUGCGGAUGUCAAGGCGCUUUAUACGGGUGAUGAGGAGGGAGCGGAGAAGGCGAGGAUCGUGGGUGAGGUGGUGGAGGGGUUCAGGAGGAGCUUGGAGGAGAGGGGCGCGGUCGUAACGGACGAGAUUGGGGAUGACGACACCGCCGACUCCCCCUCAACUUACCUCUGGACGCUCUACUUCCUCGCCUCGCACUAUUCGCAACUCUCUCAGCCCUCCCUCGCCCUCUCCACCCUCUCACUCGCCCUCUCCCACACCCCUUCCCUCCCUGAACUACACACCCUUCGCGCGCGAAUCCUCAAGCGUGCAGGGGACGCAGUUGGUGCCGCCCAAGCGAUGGAAGAUGCAAGGAAGCUGGAUGGUCAGGACCGGUUCUUGAAUUGUAAGGCGGCGAAGUAUAGGAUCAGGAAUGGGGAGAUGGAGGAGGCGGAGAAGGUCGCGGGGUUGUUCACCAGGAAGGACGCCCCCUCGCCGUUCGAAGACCUCGUUGAGAUGCAGUGCCUUUGGUUCAUCCAGGAGGAAGGAGACGCCUACGCCGCGAAGGAGGACUGGGCACGGGCGUUGAGGCGCUACCACCAGAUUCUCGACAUCUUCCAGGAAGUCGAGGAGGACCAGUACGAUUUCCACGCGUACUGCAUGCGCAAGUACACCCUCAAUGCCUACGUCGAGCUUCUCCGCUUCGAGGACAAGUUGCGCGACCACCCUCGGUUCGCGUCGGCCGCGAAGAGCGCUAUCGAAAUCUACUGCCGCAUGCACGACUCGCCCUCCUCGUUCUCCGUUCCGCAACUCCCGAACGGCUCGGCCGCAAACGGUGUGAGCGCCGACGAGGAAGAGCAGAAGAAGAAACAGGAAGAGGAGGCCGAGAAGGCGAGGAAGGAGAAGGAGGAGGCGGAGGAGAAGGCGAAGAAGGAGGCGGAGGAGAAGGAGAUUGCUGCCGCGGCGGCAGGCGGCAAGAAGGACAAGAAAAAGGGCAAGGGCAAGAAGCCCGCCGAAAAGCCCGCAACCGAAGAGCCGGCCAAGAAGGAGCCGGCAAAGGAGGAAGAGUCGGCCGUCGCGCUCAACGUCUACCACGACAAGGACCCGCUCGGCGUCGAGCACAUGACGCUCGCCUCGAAGGACCCGCUCGAGCAGGCUCUCCGCUUCUUGCGCCCGCUUGAGAGGGUCAAGGCGAAGGAUGUCGAGACGUGGAGGUUGAAGGCUGAGGUCGAGGUGCGACGAGGCAAGCUGCUUUCGGCUGCACAGGCACUCCGAACCGCCUACUCCCUCGACGCCUCCGCCCCUUCGCUUCUCCCGACCCUCGUCCGCCUCGCCCUCGCUGCCUCAUCCGCAACGAUUGAGCCCGCGGCCGUCGCGUCCGCCCUUUCCUCCUCUCUGGCCGCGCUCCUUGGCGGCUCGGACGUUCCUCUCGCGCCGUUCGUUGAUGCACAGCUGCAGAAGAACCCGGUGAACGCCGAGUGGCUCUUGCAGGCUGCCGAGGCAAAGCGGCUGCUCGGCACCGAGCAGCAGGACAGCGCGAAGGAGCUCGUCCUGCAGCUCGUGAAGAACGACGAGCUCAAGCCGACGAUCAAGCAACUCUCGCGCGGCAUGGCUUUCCUUAUCAGCGUCUCGGCUUCAUCGGCCGACCUCGACUCCUUCCGAACGGUUGCCGCGCAGAAAUACCCUCUCGCGCGCGCGUUCAAGACGGCCGAGGAGCUGCAGGCAAUGGAUGCCAAACUCGGGCAGGACGCAAGCGAGGUGGUCGGAGAGGAGGAGGCGUAG
Molecule: messenger RNA, 2847 nt
Organism: Rhodotorula toruloides NP11
Lineage: Eukaryota; Fungi; Basidiomycota; Microbotryomycetes; Sporidiobolales; Sporidiobolaceae
Product: peptide alpha-N-acetyltransferase
Exons: 13
Coding region: 1-2847 (948 amino acids)
Biological process (GO): N-terminal peptidyl-methionine acetylation
Cellular component (GO): cytoplasm; NatA complex
Molecular function (GO): protein-N-terminal amino-acid acetyltransferase activity; protein binding
Source: RefSeq, a predicted model, not a curated record